AUGAAUGGUUCGAACAAUUAUAGACAAUCUCAGGAAGAUUGGCAUUCUUCCGAAUUUCGACAACAUGUUAUCAACCAGAUUAUGGAAGCAAUGAGAAAUUCUUGUAAUCCAACAACCAAGUCAGCUCGCGAGAUGGAAGCGCAUAUUUUUGGUAAUGCUGACUGUAAGGAACGCUAUCUGAACUUAGUAGCAAGGCUUAUUUUACACAUGAAAGACAACCGCAAAUCAGAUGGACCAGGCACUAGGCGCACAUCGCAAACUGCUCCAAUGCUAUCCCAGGCUUUUGCCCAGAAUCAAUGUAAUCCGACCGGUAAUCAAACUGUGCCUCCAGUAUCAAGACCGAAUAUUCAAGCUAGUGUUGGUGGUGGUGCAAAUGUAAAUAACCCACCCGCUUUAUUAACUUCGGCUUUACUAUCAAGUAGCAGUAAUGGCCCUCAGCCGCCUACUAGUAUUUCUUCUCAAGGUCAAGGACUAGGAUAUAGUCAAGUUAGUAUUGCUUCAGCAAACGCGUACUGCCAACAAGGACAAGGCACGAACCAAUCACAGUACCCCCAUCAGGUGCAACCAAACCCAUCACCUUGUUCGCAGACUGUUGCAUUUCCGAAUCCAUCUCCUUAUUCGCAACAACCGAUUAUGAAAUCUCCUCAUAGUAGUCAACCAUCACAGUCUCCUUAUGCAUUACAGCAACCGAUUAAAUCUCCUCAUAGUAAUCAAUCAGCUCAGUUUGCUUAUGUGCAGCAACCAAUUAAAUCUCCACAUACUCAGCCACAGGUUGGCCCAUCGGCUUAUGUCCAACAACAAGCUAUACGGUCUCCACAUCCUUCUCCUCAGGUUAAUUCUGGUAAAGGGCAUCAUUCUCAAGCUCAUCAACAAAUAAUUAAAUCUCCGCUUACUACCGGUCAUCCUGCAAAUUCUUACCAACAGCAACAACCGAGUUUAAAAUCUCCUGCUCACCCUCAAUCAGUAAUUAAUAAUAGGUCUCCUUAUCCAGCGCAAAAUAUCAAAUCUCCGGUUCAGCAACCGCCAAUGUUAAAUAAUAGGUCUCCGUAUCCACAGCCUUCUAUUAAAUCUCCGUACCCCCAGUCGCAACCUCAACAGCAACAAUCAUCAAAAUCCCCUUUCUAUCCGCAGAUAGUACAAGCACCAACUAAAUCUCCGCUAUUAGCGCCAUCUCCCGUAACGAAUGUUACUACGCCUAACUCUGUUACAGUUUCUCAGUCACCCGCUACUAAUGCUAAUCCUGGAUCAGUUGGAUCUGUUGGAGGUUCGGUACCAGCUUCGAGUCCUUUACAAUCGGUAAAUCCCAGUGAUGAUGCAGCGUACAUGGAAAAGCUCAGAGAUCUCACAAAAUAUAUCGCACCGCUACGAAGAUUAAUUGACCGAACCACGAAAGAGGGGCGAAAAAAGGAGAUACAUAAGAUGAAAAGUCUCUUAGAAAUCUUGGCUAAUCCCCAGAAGAGGGUGCCUCUAGCAACUCUUACAAAAUGCGAAAGUGUCUUAGAAAAACUUCAAGCUUCUUUUUCUCCCCAGUCUCAACCGCCGUCAGUAGCUAUAGGAACUACUACUAAUGGUAUAGCAGCCACAAAUACUAACGGAGUGACGUCUAUUGCAACUACAACAUCAAAUUCUUCAUCUAAUACAAUUGUUAGCACUACUUCCGUGGGGUCUGCACCUGUAACUACCUCAUCUGGACUUGCUCCAUCACAGGAUGUAUGUAAACCUCUGAUUGAUAUCAUUGCUGCAAAUCUAAAUUCUCCAGCGCUAGCAUAUGCACUUCAACAAACUUGUGGACCUGCAUUCACAACUAUGAGAGGCCCGAUGACACCACUCACUGAACAGACAGUCAAACGGAAGAGAAUUAAAUAUUCUGAUAGUAAAAUGCGAAGUGAACAAGAGAACGUAAUAGAGACUGAAAUGACUGAAUUGGAUGAUUUAUUUGUCAUCGAAAAGAAUGUCCAUCCAUUAAUGGACAGCGAAUCUUUUCUAUUAAAAUGCUCUAUAGAUGAUGCCAGCUUACCGCCAGUACCAUCAAUUUAUGUGAUUAUUCCGGAAGACUAUCCAUAUAGCUCCGCUCAGUGUCAAACCACAACAGUAGAAUAUAGAGCAAAUCCUUUCUUUGUAACAAUCAUAGAAGAUCUCAGUUCAAGAUUAUUGAAGAUGCCAAGAGUAACAUUGACUGGAAUAUUAAAUGCAUGGGUAAUAAAAUUAAGUAUUCUCAAAGCUUACUCGAAAGACGAGCAUGAAUUUGAAAACCUACAUCAGCAAAAUUCCUUUAUACCCGAAAGUAUCUCCUCAGGCCUUGCGUAA
Trichoplax adhaerens is the source of this 2307-nucleotide messenger RNA. RefSeq lists its product as uncharacterized. NCBI's taxonomy places the organism in Eukaryota, Metazoa, Placozoa, Uniplacotomia, Trichoplacea, Trichoplacidae. The coding region runs from base 1 to 2307 and encodes 768 amino acids. Gene Ontology annotation, molecular function: transcription coregulator activity. The record is from RefSeq and is a predicted model, not a curated record. The transcript is spliced from 13 exons. Gene Ontology annotation, biological process: regulation of DNA-templated transcription.